This is a messenger RNA of Cordyceps militaris CM01, 777 nucleotides long. Its product is annotated as phosphatidylserine synthase. The transcript has 4 exons. Gene Ontology annotation, cellular component: membrane. Lineage: Eukaryota; Fungi; Ascomycota; Sordariomycetes; Hypocreales; Cordycipitaceae. Gene Ontology annotation, molecular function: phosphotransferase activity, for other substituted phosphate groups. Gene Ontology annotation, biological process: phospholipid biosynthetic process. Bases 1 to 777 code for a protein of 258 amino acids. The record is from RefSeq and is a predicted model, not a curated record.
AUGUCGAAGCGAACAAGUGCCGGCGCUGCCAACGGCGGCCUCGACAAGGACGCGACUGUGGCGAACCAACCCGCUGUCGACAAGCAAAAGACGCUUCUCUCGGCUGAUGUUGGCCACUUUUCCCUCGUCCGCGCCAUGCAUCUGGCCGAUCUCAUUACCCUGAUGAACGGUAUACUCCUCCUUUCCUCGUCCUCUGCUCUGCGGCUUCCGAGCUUCUGCGGCGUCAUGUCCAUCUUCUCCUCCCUGCGCUACUGCCUCGGUGCCGAUCCUGCCGCCCACGGACAGCUUUGGCUGGCGCUCUACUUUUUGCCUUUUGGCUUCUUCUUUGACGCCUUUGACGGCAAGGUAGCGCGCUGGCGCAAGAAGAGCAGUCUCAUGGGCCAGGAGCUCGACUCCCUGGCCGACCUGAUCUCGUUUGGCGUCGCCCCCGCCAUGGUUGCCUUCACUAUUGGCCUCCGCUCCUUUGCCGACACGCUCGGCCUCACCUUUUUCGUCCUCUGCGGCCUCACCCGUCUCGCGCGCUUCAAUGUGACGGUGGCUGUCCUGCCCAAGGACGAGACGGGCAACAGCAAGUACUUUGAGGGUACCCCGAUCCCGACCUCACUCGCCCUCGACGGCGUCAUGGCCUGGUGGCUGCACAACGGCUGGAUCCUCGAGAGCGUCCCCUGGGGCGUCUGCCUCGCGGGCACACCCCUCGAGUUCCACCCCGCCGUGCUGCUAUUUGUCGCGCACGGCUGCCUCAUGACCAGCAAGACAAUCCGCAUACCCAAGCCUUGA